Lytechinus variegatus (green sea urchin) is the source of this 2475-nucleotide messenger RNA. RefSeq names its product suppressor of fused homolog. The transcript is spliced from 10 exons. Gene Ontology annotation, cellular component: nucleus; cytoplasm. NCBI's taxonomy places the organism in Eukaryota, Metazoa, Echinodermata, Echinoidea, Temnopleuroida, Toxopneustidae. The coding region runs from base 201 to 1559 and encodes 452 amino acids. Gene Ontology annotation, molecular function: transcription factor binding. The record is from RefSeq and is a predicted model, not a curated record.
AAGAUAUACAUUUCAACAGCCAAAUACCUGAAACGGGAGCUUCCAAUCCCACGCUUAAAAUUGUUAUUGAAUCACUAAAGAUCAACAGGAUUAGACUUCAAACUCGUACCAUCCGUUUCAAGAGAAAUUUCGAAAAUCUGAAGUCAUUUUUUAUGAACAUCUGAUGAUUUGUUGACGUAAUAAUUCAUAUCUCUUCUUAAAUGGAGCAGCGGCAGAGCGGAGCGGAACAUGGAACAGCACCUGUGCCUGCACUCCCGGCGGGACUUGACGCUGUUUAUUCGGCCUGUCGGCGGCUGUAUGUUGAUCAACCAAAUCCUUUACAAGUGACUGCCGUUGUGAAAUACUGGUUAAAUGGACCAGACCCACUAGACUUUAUCAGUAUGUACAGUAACCCAGGAGAGCCUGGUCAUGGGAUCCCACCCCAUUGGCAUUAUGUUAGCUUUGGCCUCUCGGAUCUCUUUGGUGAUGGCAGAGUUCAUGAAAUACCUACAGGUCCCAAUGGGCCAAGUGGUUUUGGCUUUGAGUUAACGUUCAGGUUGAAGAAAGAACCAACUGAAACAGCGCCCCCUACUUGGCCGGCAGAGCUUAUGCAAGGUCUAGCCAGAUAUGUCUUCCAGUCUGGCAAUACUCUUUGUAAUGGAGACCAUGUUUCUUGGCACAGUCCUUUAGAUAAUAGUGAAUCUCGUAUUCAGCAUAUGUUAAUGUCAGAUGAUCCUCAAUUACCUACUAUCACUACACCACAUGGAACAGUCAGCUUCGUUCAGAUUAUUGGAGUGUGUGCCGAGGAACUGCAAGCUUCACAGAGGUGGAAUGGUCUUGGCAUGCUGGAAUUACUCAAAUCUAUGGAAGUUGCUGGUGGAUCAUGGCUUGUGACUGAUAUGCGAAGGGGUGAGACCAUCUUUGAAGUCAAUCCGUUACUGAUGGAGGAAGUAGAGAGGGGGAUAGAUACAGAAGGCUCAAAUCUUAGUGGCGUCUGUGCAAGGUGUUCCUGGGACCCUGUCGGUGACUGGACAGAUGAAACAGAUCCACCAAGGAUAUCACAAAUAGAAACUGAACAGAUAAGACAGGCCUUGACCAGAGGCCUAUCCAACGACAGACCUGUCCUUCCACCCAUCUCUGGUAGGGAGGACACCAACCAAGGUUUGAACCGCCGACCUUCCACUGAGAGCGAGACAGACACCCGCAGUUCUAUCUUUGAGCUUGGUAACUCAAGGUACCUGGACGGUGUGAGCAUUAAGCUGAACCUCGAAGCCGCUGCACUACUGUCACUAGCAGUUAGAGGGCGUCUUACCCAUGGCCGUCACUUUACCUUUAAGAAUGUUGCCAAUGACUGUGCAGUUACCUUGGUCUCACCAAGUGUUGAGGGAUCCUUUGUUGAAGAGACUCAUCCUUAUGUGGCUAAGGGACCAUGGCUGCAGCUCCUCAUCAGAUCAGAAUUUGCAGAAACUAUGGCCAGCGAUUUAGAGUUCUUGCAAUCAAAAGAAAAGUUGGAUCUACCCAAGGUAAUCGACUGGAGGGACAAGAGAAUAACACUGACCAUUACUCCUGAUGAGACGUAGUGACCGGUGUGGAGUGACCAGUUGAUUGGUCAAACCCUUCCAUAGUGUGCUUCAUGACCCCCCAAUGUCACAGGAGAAGAUAUAUAUCAUGUAAGAAUACUUUUCUGUCAAUACAUAGCUUUAAUAUAGAGAUUUCUAAUAGAGUAGUAGAAAUAUGAAGUUCUUACAUGAUAUUCUUUCUUGUGUUGUGUUCAUGUUAGAGUAUAUUGGGUAAUACAAGUAUAAUAAUGUAAAUCAUUAUACUAAUUUUUCCUGUUCUAUAAAAAUUUAUUAUUUCGUAUGUGUGAUAAAAUUUUUUGUAAAGAAUUUUUAUUUUAUUUUUUAGUUCUCAUGUGUGAUGCAGUAGUAUUUCCCUUAUUUUUUUAACAGAAAGCUCUGUUUAUUAAAGGGUUCUGAUUGGUCAGAAUAUCUUAUUGAUCCCUCCCCCUCCAUACAGUCUACUGUUUCAUUGGAUUGGAUUGCUGACGUGCUAUUGAUCAAUGAAGUAAGGGUCAUUCAUAGACUCAAUCCAAUCAGUUGCAAGUUUAUUAGACUUUCAAGGUAUUAGGAGAAAAAUCUUUUCAAUGAAAUGGUAUUGCAGAAAUAUCUGUCUCAAUUUUUUUUAUGCAUGAUCAAGCAAUACAGGUUACUACAGUAAAAGUUUCAUACCACUAUAAACCUCAUUCAUUCUUCAUUCUGCUGGGAAAAUGUCUCAAAAUUUGUACCUAAAACAUGCAUCACUUUUCAUUUGAUAUUAAGAAGAAAAUAUGGACUCUUCAUGAUCUGACUGCAUGUUUUACUGAAAUGAUAACUUUGUUUAAGUCUGUAGUUACUAGAAUUGAGAGUUUUCAAGCUGUAAUUACUGACAAGUAACAAAAGCUGGUAGAAUUCCCCCCCCCCCUGCAAUGUUCUGUUGUUGAAUUAUGCCCAGUGAAUC